UGCAAAAUUUGAGCUUCCAGGAUGAUGCUAUGCAUCUAGGAUCGUUCAUUUCCAGAAAAUUUUGCACUUUGAAGCAAACCCAUUCUUCAUCACACCUCAACUUGAAUAUCAAAGCUUUGGUCCAGAAAGGUCAGCAUUUUGAAGCUCUGCAAUGCUACUCCAAAGAACCUCUCAAAACUUUCAAACUCACCUUCCCAGCUCUCCUCAAAGCCUGCGCGUCUCUGCAGAGCCUGAGCAUCGGAAGGACCAUCCACGCCACGAUAAUUGUGAUGGGUAUGCAGUGCGACCCUUACAUGGCCACCUCGCUUAUCAACAUGUAUGUGAAAUGCGGGUCAAUCUGCAAUGCAAUACAGGUGUUCGACCAUAUUCCCAAGUCGGAAGACGUGACUGUGUGGAACGCUAUGAUUGAUGGGUAUUUCAAGAACGGGUUUCGCAAGGAUUGCGUGGCUCAGUUUCGCGAAAUGCAGGCGUUGCGGGUGAAGCCCGAUGGGUAUACUCUUAGCAUUCUUCUUGGAGUGUUCUCUGGGGUUUCAACGGGGAAGGAAAUUCACGGCUAUGUGAUUCGAAACUCGUUCGAGGGCGACCCUUUUAUCGUGACGGCUCUGGUUGAUAUGUACACAAAAUGUGGCAGGGCAAUGGAUGCCUGGAACGUGUUUGAGAGCCAGGGAGACAAGAGCAAUGUUGUUAUAUGGAAUGCAAUGAUGAGUGGGUUUUGUGAAAAUGGGUUGUGGAAUAGGAGCUUGGAGUUAUAUUCAUUAUUAAGAGAAAGGAAUUAUGAAAUCAUGUCAAGCACUUGCUGCAGUGUAUUGACUGCCUGUUCUGAGGGUGAAGAUCUUGAGUUUGGCAGGCAGGUCCAUUGUGAUGUUGUUAGGAUGGGGUUUGGGUCUGAUCAGUAUGUUCAUACCUCUCUAUUAACCAUGUAUGCAAAGUGUGGACUGAUAGAGGAUGCAGAGAAAGUUUUUGGUUCUGUAUUAGGGAAGGGGGUCGAAACGUGGAAUGCUAUGGUCUCUGCUUAUGUAGGUAAUGGCUGGGUUCAUGAAUCUCUGCUUACUUACAAUCAAAUGAAAACAAGAGUUGUUGCAUCUGAUUCUUUCACAAUAUCAAAUAUUUUAACUUCGUGUAGUAUAAUUGGUUAUUAUGAUUUUGGUAGAUCGAUUCAUGCUGAACUGAUAAAAAGACCAGUGCAAGCUUUUGUUUCAGUGCAAAGCGCACUGAUGACCAUGUACUCGAAAUGUGGGAAACUAGAGGAUGCUCUCGAGGUUUUCAGGAGAAUGGAGGAGAAGGAUGUGGUUGCGUGGGGUGCCAUGGUGUCGGGUUUUUACAAAAAUAAACGAUAUGAAGAUGCAGUUGGUUUAUGUAAAGAAAUGGUGAGUUUCUAUAUGAAGCCAGACCGAAAUAUAUUGGUGAUGGCGAUAAAUGCCAGUGUGGGGGUUGAAAGUCUAGAGUUAGGCUGCUCUUUCUUUGGGCUCGCUAUUAAGCUUGGGCAGGAAUCAGAUGCUUUUGUGGGGAGUUCUUUGAUGGAUCUUUAUUCAAAAUUUGGGCAGCCAGAAAUGGCUAAAAGAAUAUUUUCUGGAGUUUCCAACAAGAACGUGGUGGUUUGGAAUUCUUUAAUCUCGUGUUAUGCCCAAAAUGGCCUCCCGGAGCUGUCUAUCUCUGUUCUUCCCCAAAUUGUACAGCACGGCUUAAUCCCGGAUGCUGUUUCAGUCACUACUGCACUUGCUGCAGUUUCAUCAGUAGCAGCACUACUUAAAGGGAAGGCCAUUCAUGGUUACCUUAUAAGAUAUCAGAUCCAAGAAGAUAAUCAAGUGGGAAACGCCUUGACUGAUAUGUACAUCAAAAGCGGAUGCUUGAAAUAUGCAGAAUGUAUUUUCAAUAACAUGCCUGGUAGAAGCUUGGUCACGUGGAAUUCUAUGAUUGCCGGUUAUGGAUCCCAUGGCGAGUGCUUCAAAGCCAUCAACUUGUUCGGUGAAAUGAGAAGAUCCGAAAUUACACCAGAUCAUGUAACCUUCCUUUCCUUAAUCUCUGCCUGCAACCAUUCCGGUUUAGUAGAUGAAGGCUUGAAGCUGUUCCAGUUAAUGAGAGAGUAUACGAUCGAGCCUCAAAUAGAUCAUUAUGUCAAUAUCGUGGACCUGCUUGGUCGUACUGGGCAGUUGGAUGAUGCCUACAAUCUCAUACUGAACAUGUCGAUGGACCCUGAACCGAGCAUCUGGCUAUGUUUAUUGUCUGCUUGUCGAGUCCAUCGUAAUGUAGAGCUCGGGGAGCUGGCUGCCCAGAACCUCCUGAAGAUGGAAGAAACCCGAGGUAGCAAUUAUGUUCAAGUGCUGAAUCUGUAUGGGGAGGCUGGGAUGAAAGAAAAGGCGGCAAAUUUGAGGGCUCAGAUGAAGCAGAAAGGGUUGAAGAAGAUUGGUGGAUGCAGUUGGAUUGAGGUGAAAGAUAGCACUGAUGUUUUCUUCUCAGGUGAUUCAUCCUCCCCCAGGACAAUUCAGGUAUAUCACACUCUUCAUAGUCUCAGAAGUAUUAUGAAAUGGAAAGGUGAUUAUAGUGAAAGUUGCCUACAAUGACUUCAUUCUUCUCAUUUAUCAACUCAAUAUUGUGUAUCCUGAUAUUAUAAAUUAUGAAAAAUUCUAUGGUGUUAAUUGACACU
This is a messenger RNA of Ipomoea nil (Japanese morning glory), 2644 nucleotides long. RefSeq names its product pentatricopeptide repeat-containing protein At2g40720. Gene Ontology annotation, molecular function: protein binding; RNA binding. The record is from RefSeq and is a predicted model, not a curated record. The transcript has a single exon. Bases 30 to 2561 code for a protein of 843 amino acids. Gene Ontology annotation, biological process: RNA modification. Lineage: Eukaryota; Viridiplantae; Streptophyta; Magnoliopsida; Solanales; Convolvulaceae.